This is a messenger RNA of Pecten maximus, 15933 nucleotides long. RefSeq lists its product as uncharacterized. NCBI's taxonomy places the organism in Eukaryota, Metazoa, Mollusca, Bivalvia, Pectinida, Pectinidae. The record is from RefSeq and is a predicted model, not a curated record. Gene Ontology annotation, molecular function: protein dimerization activity. The coding region runs from base 84 to 11630 and encodes 3848 amino acids. The transcript has 14 exons.
ACUUUGCGGUAUAUGCAUUCUAUCCUCAAGAUGGCGGAGAAAUAGUGAAGUGACCAUGACCUUGAUGAAACAGAAGACAUGUAAUGGCCAGGACCAAAAACCAGGAAGGCGCUUGCUCUACACCGGUGAAGGGCCAGGUCAAUCACAGCCAUCUUUCUAAAAACCAGGGUUCACAGCAGUGUGAUGUUGAAGGCGAUGUGAACUCCACCAUACCUACAAAGAAAGGGAAUGUUUCUACUUUCUCUUCGAAGUUUGGCAAGAGAUCCCGAUCCUCCUCUCCUAGGCAACAGGAUUUGUCUCCACGGCGAAGUCUUAGAACUGGUGUCUCUCAGGAACCUUUAUGUCAGACAGAACUUUCAGUGCUAGACCCUACUGUACGUGUGAAUACUGAUCACACAUCUCUAACUCCAUCUCAAAAGUUCAGAUGGAAGAAAAGAUCCCCUGGCAAUACUGGAGAAACUGAUGUUUCCAAGACUAGCUCAACAUAUGAAGAUCAUGCUGCUUCUCCUAAAAGUGCUUCUCCCAAUUUGAACUUUAACAACCUGUCAGAAGCAAAGUCUGGGGAAAGAGCUGUAGAUGAAGGGCGCAUCUUUGUGUACCAGAAUGUAAAACAUGCAAUAAGUGAGCUACCUGGAGGAACCAAGACAUCCGGAGGAACUAGUACACCCAUUGUUUGCAUACGGGACGUGUUACAAGGUGACGAGGAAGCAAAGGUGGCAGGGAGUGGUACACUCAGUGGAAGUGAACUGAGGAAACAUUUGUUAAAAUCCUUAAUCACUACAGGUAUGGCAAAUGAAGAACCAAACCUUGCGGGAAACAAGAAGAAAGUUUCGCCUAAAAAGGGGUCCAUGCAAACUCAUGAAAAUCAUGAAUUGGCUAAAAAUUUGCCUGAAAAGCCAAUCAAGACUAAAGUUGUUACUAAAUCUCAUUCAGAAAAGAAAGAAAAUCUGAAAAACACUUUAAUGUUAUUGAAAGAAUGCCCUCCCAAGUCUCCAUCCAAUGGUACCAAGCCAAGUCCCAAUCUUGACCAAAUUGAAAAAGUGAAGAACAAAAAGAAGAAGCGUUCGCCUUCAUCAACAAUUCCUAUGGAGAUGAAAAGUAUGUCGGAUACAUUCACUACUGAUACAAGACCCCCAGGAGACUCGGGACCUGUAGAAAUAACACUCAACAAUGGGGAUCAGUUGCCGAUAGAUACGGGUCCUGAAGAUAUUUCAGGUAGUCUCCCUUUGUCUACCUCUCCUACACCUCCAAAAGAUGGAGAUCUACGACAUGGCCGGAGAAUACGCUCUCCUAGUGUACGGUAUGCUGAUGAUAUGAUUCUCUUCCCCCUCAAGUCCCCAAGGAAGUCACCCAAAUUUGGGAAUUCUCGAGACGGCGGUAGUCCAGAGGAUAAACAGGAUAAGACACCAGAGAGAGAGAAACCAAAUAGAAUGGCAGAAGGGGAGAAACUUACAAAGACAGCUGAGUGUCAAACAUCAGAAUUGUAUGCCCUGUUAACAAGAACAUUGUCCAAUGAUAAAAUCAUUACUCCCUCACGGCGAAAAUCUCCAGUGGAGACGACUGACGAGAGUGAAAAAUGUACGAAGGCCAAGAAAGUAACUGGUGCGGUUAGAGAGAUUGACUUUAGUGAGGGAGUUAAAACUAACACGCGUGACAGUCAAAUACAGGUGCAGAUGGAGGAACAUCUGGCUAAUGUUCACAAGGAGGAAUUAACUCGCCUUCGAAACGAGUUCUCCACAGAUACUGACAACAUAUCUUCUCAGUCUACCUCAGCUGUUGGCAGUUACCAUAGAAAUACUAUAGAGGAUUCAAGACAAUUUACAGAUAUUACCUUAAACCCAAAACAAAAAAAUGCAAAUAAAAAUGUGUCCAAACCAUGUAGUUCCAAGGUCAGUGACUCCAAACUGAAAAGUUCAAUCAAAAAGGAAUCCAAACAAAUGGUCUCCAAGCAAACUGAUCCCAAGCAAAAAUGUGUUCUUAAAAGUGAUAAAAAACAGUAUAGUCCUAAACCAACAGACAUCAAGCAAAGUGUUUCUGAACUGAAUGAUUCCAAACAAAGUGAAAACAAAUCUGAACAUUUGAUGGACUCGGAACAAGUUGUUUGCAAGCAAUUUGAUGGUAAGCAAAAAAGUUCAAAUAGAAGUGUUCCAAAGCAAAGUGUUUCCAAACAAAGUGAAUCCAGACAAUUAGAUUCAAAACAAAAUGGCCCCAAAAUUAAAAGUAGUAAUAAAAGUUUCUCCAAGGAAAUUCAUUCUGAGGAAAGGUUAAGUGUAAAAAAUGAGCCAAAGAAAAUGAGUGGUAAAAUUGACUCUAAGCAUAAAGUUAAAACCAAGCAUGCCUCCAAACAAAUGGAUGACAGUGUUAGUCCGUUAAAACAGGGUGGUCACAUUAAAUCGAAACACAAGAGUAAUGUGGACUCUGAACAUGCGUGUAAAAGUAAGAGUGACUUUGAACAAAAUGGUGAUAAAGAAAAACUGCAAUGUGAUAAACCCCAGCCUAAGCACAGUUGCGUAAUGGAUGUAAAAACAGACUUGAAAAGUAAUGUAGAAUGUGAUUCCCAGCAAAGUGCAAGGGUUAAGUGUAGUUCUGAUAAAGAUGUUGCAAAGAAGAAGAAUUGCAAGGAGGACAAACACAAUGGAUCAGGUAUUCAUGGAGUUAGUGACGGUAAACAUGAGUCUGAAAAACCUACGGACAACUAUAAAAGUGAUAAGGAAACAGAUACUAUGGAAACGAGCAUUAAAAGUGAUUCUACAGAAAAGUCGGACAGUGUUGUUUCCCAGAAACCAAAGACUUCCAAUCUGUUUAGUCUUAUCUCCCGUGUGAAAUCCAAUCUGGAGUGCCCCAAUCCUCUCACUGAAUUUCUUAACUCUCCUCUUUAUGAUCCUGCCCCAUCUGGUGAUGAUGAAGAGGAAAUAAGUGAUGAGAGUUUGAUAGCUUUAGAUAACGAUGAUAAAAAGUUAUCGGAGGAGUCAGAUCAUUCUUUUGAUAAGGACAAGAUUGGUUCCACUGAUAAACUCUUGACUGAAAUUCCUGAAAACAAGACUGGAAUAGAGUCUGGAUCUACUUCAACAAAAGACAAUGCCACCGAAAAACUUCCACAAAUGCGUAAAAAUGACCAAAACAAAAACUCUUUAGAGGAUUUGCUUAACUCUGGUGGACAAGAUGAAAGGGGCAAAUCACAUGAAACUGAAAGAGUGACGAGGCGUUCUCAAAACAAAAAUAAUUCACCUGGUCGGGUAACUAGAGCACAGACGUCUCCAGAAAAACACCAACCUCAGACCAGGUUAUCUAGACGGUACAACUCUCCUGACAAAAACACUAUAUAUCCAGCUGAUGUGAUUCUAGUGAAUUCUGCUACCUCCUCAUCUGAUAAUAUUAAAUCUGUGUCAUCAGAUGGACAGAAAUCAGAAGAAAAAGUGGACAACAAUCAGUCGUCAACCGUGACAUCUACAGAUGCCGAUUCCACCACAGGUGACUCGCCAGCCAGGAAGAACAUCUUUGAUCUGUUGAUGUGCUCUUAUAAACCAGGUGAAAAAGAGGGAGAAGAAGAAGAGGAAGAAAAAGAGCCAAAAGGGUCAUUGGCACCAAACAAUCAAGACACGAGUGGUUCUGUAACCGACAAGUUGACAUCAUAUCCUUGCAUUGAAAGUGGUAAUGCAAUCCCUAAAAAAGAAUCGGAUUCAGAUAGAAGUAAAAAAGACUUGCAACUCAAUGAAUCUGCCAAGAAAGAAUCUAAAUCCAGACUACCAGAUACUAUAGAAACGGUAGAUCUGACAUGUGAUGAGGAUGGCUUUGAAUCUGAUGAAGCCAAGAGGGACGAGAAAAGACAUGCCACUCCCCAGAUGAGUCUCACAGGAGUGGGAUUUAAAAGCAGUUUGACUGGGUCAUCAACUGCCUCCAAUGUGUUGCGAGGCCAGACAGGAUUCACAUGCCAUGAUACUCCUGAUCACCCAAAGAUAACCGAGCCCAGGCCUCUAGAGGUACUGAAAAGUGUGGAGAUGGACACACCAGACAAAAUGUCGGCCUUUCAGAGCAAAUCCCUCGAUGAAUACCUUCGGAAGAUGAAAAAACAGAACACUCCUGCCGAGCCUAAUGAUAAUGAUGAUGAGGAUGAGGAUGAAGAUGAUGAUGAUGAGGAGGAGGAGGAAGAUGAAGAAGAUGAAGAAGAGGAGGAGGAGGAAGAGGAGGAGGAUGAAGAAAAUGUUGAAAAUGAAGAGGAUGAAGAGGAUGAACAGAGGGAAUUUGAGGAGGAGCUUGAACCAGACUUUGAUGAGGUUGAUGGCAUGGUGUUUGUGUCUUUCCCAUCGGAGGAAACACUUUCUGCUCACAUAGAGGUAGAAAGAAAAACGAGGAUCGGCAAAAAUGAGAAUUUGUUACUUGGUAUAUCUCGAUUAAGGAAUCUUCGGAAAAAGCGUGAACAUAUACAAAUGAAGUAUAAUAAAAGAAUUCAUAGACUGAAAGCAUUAAAAGCUCAGGGACAGAUGAAUCAGAAUUUACGUGGGAUGCAUAAGGCUCUGGAGAAAUAUCAAAAGUUGUACAGGACAGAGUUGUAUAUGAUUUUGAAAUCUAAGAAUAAAGAUGUUAACUUCAAGUCUCCACAGAAAACCUCUGACAUCACAAAGAUCAAAGGAUGGAAGAAAAAAUUCGGCAAUACUGAGCAACUUGCUGAGGCCACUGGUUUACCAAUCUCACAGGCAGGAAAACUUCACUGGAGAACGGAGGCUCGCCUCUUGAAAAAUCUCAAACCUGAUGAACUGAAAGAAAUAGGACUCAAUCUGAAGAAAAAGCGAAGGAAAAAUCUUGUUUUCACAAUAAGGAAAGGUAUGUCAAAGGGAGACAAUCGAUCAGAUAGAAAUGAAGAUGGUACAGAAUAUGAUGAUGCAGAGGGAGAAGGCUUUGAGGAGGAUAAUCAUGAAGAUGACUUCAAGGAUGAUAUGAACAGAGAUGAUAGCUGGUUUGAAGAUUUCAAUAUAUCUCCGGAGAAAGAAAAAAAAUCUCAAUAUAUGAAAAAACAAGAAAGACUUAAGAAACGACUGAUGCUCCAGAGUUUGAGUUUUGGCCCAGAGGAAGAAACUAUUAUUCGCAAACUUGGAGGGCAGAGGUCGUUGAGAAAAAGUGUCCUUGGUCUGAACACUGAUGACAGACCUCCUUCACUGGAGGAGGUAGCGAAGGGAAAGCGAGGAAGGAAAAGAAAAGGAGAGGUUGUAACCCUAACAACAGUGUCUCAUAGCAUGGCUUUAAGUGCUCUUGAGGCUCUUGAUGGACGUUUUGUCAAAGAAAUGCCAAAACCACCUCCUGUUCCUAAAACAGUUUCUCCUGUGAAGGAGGAAAAAUCUGAUCGGCUGGGACUACAGGAAGAUAGCAAGGAUUUUGAUGAAGAGUGGCUGCCACCGGUAGAGUCGACUAAAGAAAAAAAGAAACGAGGCAGAAAGAAGAAGAGAAGGUUUUUUCAGAAGAUCAAGGAGGAAAAUGCAGUGCAAUGUGAUCAGCCAGGUUGUCGAUAUGGAUGUAUCUGUCACCUGUGUAAGUUUGCUGACCCUGUACCUGACAGCGAUAGUCGGCCUUCUCAGGACACACCAUGUGACAAAGAGUACUGUCGACUAGGAUGCAUCUGUGAUAGUAUUGGGGCACGGGGUCAUGAGUCCCUGGGAGAGUGUCAGAAACCGGAGUGUCAAAAUGGCUGCGGGUGCAUAAAGGAAGAACAAAUGGAAGGAACAGAAGAGGAAAAACGGCAGAGACAGAAAGCUGCUCAGAAACGAUUUGAGGCGUUACCUCGGCGACAGUCCACUUACAGGCUUGCCAAGAACCUUGAUGCUGUAAGUAGGAAAGCCAUGCUGUAUUAUGAGAGCAGCGAGAUGUACUGUACUGAACAGAGCACAAGGAAACGGAAGAGUAAGGAGGUAGAUGACCUUCCAGUUGGACAACACAAGACAAUUUGUCAUACAACAGGUCCUGGACAGACAUCAGCUUCUAAUGCUGUUGUCCUUUCCAAUCCGGUUACUAGUUUGGUCUCCAGUGCAGUUUCAGGGACUUCAAGUCAACAAGCCAUGAAAGUGGUGCCUUCAACAGCUACGGAUACGAGGAUGAACCGUUACGUUAUAUCAGCAGGACAAAUCAAGUCCUCCAAUGGAACUCUUGAUGACUCCAGGAAUUCAAAACCAGCAUCCAAAGCUUCGAAGCCCACUGGAAGAAAUGAUCCGCCAUGGUAUCACUCCAAUUCUGGCAAGUCCAAGAAAAAGGAUGAAGUCAAUGUACGAAGAACUGAGUUUGAUGACAUCACCUUCGACGAAAUGUUGGAGUCGGACAAUGAAGAGUCUGUAGAGAUUACCUCCUGUGCUCGGACUGUGGUCUACAAAGCCAUCCGCAGGAAUAAGCAGAGGUGUACAUGUCAUGCAGAAAACUGUGCUCAGAGCAGUGCAAGUUGUCAAGGUGUGAAGGCCACAGAAUUGGGGGCACAAAAAUCCAAGACAGCUGAGGUUGGUGACUCUUUGAGCCCGAUAGUUAUUUCUCCUGGGAACACUCCUCCUUCCUCACCAUCUGCCCAGUCCUCGAAUUCUACCAGGUUGUCCGGAUGCAAUGGAUCAAAGAAUAUGCCGACAGUUGGUGCAAAGAAAGCCAUCCACACAGGCUGGCAUACACAAUGGGUCUGUCUGAAAACCAGCAAAAAAAAGUCUGAAGACGAGGAAGAGAGCUAUGAAAUACGACUCCUGGAAAUGAUCUCCAAUUGUAACUGGGAAAACGCCAAACAGAAAAUCUUGUCCAAGAUAUCCAACCAGAUUUCGCGUGAACAUUAUCCUAACCCCAGACAGAUGAUUGUGGGUGAUUUUUUUAUCUCGUUCCUGCCUCGUUCUGACAAACCUGCUGUGAUACCUCCAGAGGUGAAGGCCAAACUUCCCAAGUCUAUCUUUUCAAUCAGGAUAAAAGUGGAAAAACGAAGCCAGGUACUGAAGACUCGCCUUGGGGAGUUCAUUACUGCACAGGAAAAGAUCCUGAAGCCGAGCCUGGAGUCACAAGAUGUUAUAGCAAUAGACGUACCACCUACUACUACCACCAGUUCUAGCUUAGUGUCAGGGGGUAUCUCUGGUCUAAGUCAUCUCCAGAUCAAAGGUCACACCUCAUCCAGCACGUUAAAGUGGAUACCAGUGCCAAGUACAGCUGGUAAGACCGUAACCAGUCCUUCCCAAGUAUCGCCCCAGGGUGUAUCAUCCCUCUCCAGUGUCCUCCUUAAACCAGGGAUGUCAACCAAGGUCGGUGCUCCUUCACAAGGCACUGUUGGCAAGAGUCAGUCCAACAAUCUUGUCAUUCUACAGAAUCCUGAUGGGCAGAAAUAUGUUCUGGCAUCUCCUGUUACCCAACCCAGCCAAGUCCAGCUUGUGUCCGCAGCCAACUCAAGUAGUCCCGUCAUUAGCUCUGGUGUGUCUCAAAUCCUUACACAGGGGACCUCUGUCGACUCACUUGUAUCCACUUCUACCUCAACUACUACAGUUGUCAGUUCCUGUGUUCCUGUUAUGAUUUCGACCAUGAUUUCUGCCUCGGGUUCACAACCUGCUUCCAGCUCAGCUAUGUCUAUCGUGACAAAUCCGUCUGUUUGCACAUCUACACCCAAUAUCCCUGCUGCCAGUGUUGGAAUACCUCUGAACAAACAGCUCCCUCCAAAAGUGAGCAUUCUCUCUCCCAUUAACAAAAAUGUACCACAGCCUGUAUCCCCUGCCAAUGCAGGGAUCACUCUCAUCGCAUCCAAUGUGCCUCAGUCCAACUGCUCCAAAAUUGGAUCAACCACGUCUGUUUCUGGCUCAAAUGUCAUUAACAUGACUUUCACUUUACCUGGUAAAAAUACAUCACAUUCAACAGUCACAACUCAUUCGGUUCCUGUUUCCCUCCUGGCAAAUACCCAGGCCAUUACCAUGGUAACUGUGGCUACUUCAGUAACCCCAGCCAGCUCAGUAAAGACUGUACUAAGCUCCAUACCACCUGGUAGUCUGUUGACACAAGCGUCCAGCCUAGCCCUGCACCCAAGUGUGAAAAUUGGUGAUAUGGGUUCCACUUCUACUAGAUCUGGCAUUAUGUCCAAACUUGUUCCAAUAGUGCCUAAAAUGAAACAGGAUAUGGAAGUGCCUCAAUUGAAGAAGAUACUGAUCCCAAUAUCCACGGCAACGAGUAGUAGUAGUAGUCACAAAGUGCCUGUUGCUCCUAGCAACCAGAGCAAAGUUAGCGCUGAAAAAUUUCAACAGAUGCUAAAUGCUAGCAGGGAAAGGGCUAUGAAGAAUGAGGUGGUUGUGGUAAAGGAAAUGCGCUUCGGACCAAGUGACAAUAAGGAACUGGUGACUAAGAACACCAAAGAGCAGGGGGAUGUAAUGUUUCAUUCCUUCGUCAUGAGUCGACCCCAGGGUGCGACUACCGAGGAGACAAAGCAGGGCAUGAAACGGAAGAAACAGACAAUGGAUGGGGACAGCAAUCGGGUAACUGUAGGUGACACUGAAGAGAAAAAGAAGAAAAAGAAAAAGAAAAAAAAACUCCAACCAUCUGAAGGUGAUGAUGGAGGAACAAACCCUAUAGAGGAAGGGAAGCAAGUCACCAAAAAACGUAAGAAGAAGAAAAGUGAGAACAAUUCUGAUGGUGCGUUACAAAGUAAAAUCUCUGAAAUCAGUGCUGACAUCGCUAAUGAUUCAUCACCACCUACAAAAAAGUGUCGCAAUGAUUCUACAGAUUUGGCAAAGGAGGAAUCAUUGAUUUCCGACUCGGCGAAAGAGAUAGAGAAAACUGUGUUGGAUGAAAAGUGUGGCAAAAAUGGAUCUAAUAUUAUGGAAACAAAUACAAUGUGUGGUGAGAAUUCUGGGAGAAAUUCAGGUGUAAUCAUCAUUCCUGAAUGUGACAAUGACAUAAAAUUGGAUGCAAAGAGUGACAAAGUAAUUUGUUCAGACUCCAGUUGUAACGAAAAUUCUAUAUCUGAACCAAAAUGCAUUGGAGAUCCUGAGACAACUUCUGACAGUUUGGAGAUCACUGAAAUCAAGAGUGUAAAAGACACAGACUCCACAUGUGAUCAGAAGAAGAAAGUUGCGACAGAUCUGCAUUCUGUAUUGUUUAGUCAGAUUGAGAACUCCAUCCGCGAAUAUGAUGGUCAGGAUAAAUCCAUCACCUCAGAAUACAUAUCACAUAAACAGUGUGAUAGUUUGACAACUGGGAAACCAAAUACCUCUGAAGUGACUGUCAUUAAACAAUGUACUCCUACGACAGUCAAUACUACCACUAUUGGAGAAACCACCAAUAAACCUAACAAUUCAACUCCUGGAGGUUCUCAAAAUAACAGCUCACCAGCAGGAAGUCAUAAUACCUGUGAUGAAGUUGAUGGUAAGUUAACUGUUUCCUCUAAGGAUGAUUUAACAGAUGCUGCAGUGUGUGUUGCAUCCCGCACAAUUGAUCAGUUAAUCGCUCUGCCUCUUGACUCGCCAUCUCAGUUUGAAAUGGACACAGAAUCUAGUGAAGGUGACCAUCAGUCUUGUGAAACUUCCCAGAAUUCCUUAAAUGAUCUGAAGAUGUUAGCAACGGUACAAAAGGCAAGUGUGGAUGUCCUUCAGAUCAUUGAGGGAACCAAAAACCCUCAGGGUGCCAAGCAUCCACUGGUGCCUGUUGUGACUUCAAGGGAGGAGGAAGAAAAUAAAACACACACGGGUAAACCUAGUAUACAGAACAGGGUCACAAUACCUGGCAGUGAAGAAUGUAUAAAAGAUGGUUUAGUGGAAAAACUUGUGGGGAAAAGCAUGGAGAUAGUGAACAGCAUUCGUCACCAUAUUGACUUGUCACAAGAUAAAAUCAGGGAAACUAAACUGCAGACAGGAGAUGUGUACGCACAGGAGGAAAAAACACAAACAGAACCUAAGGAAGAAGAUGAGAGCUGGGAGUCCAGGAUGAGUCAUGAGGGUUGUGAUGAUGUAGUUAUUAGUUUAAGUGAUGAUGAGACCGAUAGCCCAGACGCUGAAAAUUCAGUAAGUAAGGGAAUUUCUUCUACAGCUAAAGGAGAAAGUGGUGGUUCUAAAAAUAGCAUAGGUAACACAGAAGCUGAACCAGAAGCAGUAAUUGUCAUUGAUGACGAAGACAAACCCAGCAACAGUAUUGACAAGCAGCAGGUCACAGCACCAAGUAUUGUCAAGUCUAACAGAGUUAUUCCCCCUGCCAUUGAUGAGGUAGACAUCACAACUGUCGAUGAGAAUGAGAAUGAUGGCAGCGAUAUAGACAUAGAAAAUGCAUCAGAUGAGGAGACAGGCUCCAACCAGUUAUGGUCAUACCUGAUUCAGGAGAAACAGAAGGUCCAACCAUCUUCUUGCUCCAUCCAUAGCCAUAAGGGCAAGCGCAAAGCCUCCCUUGAUACCAUCGACAACAUGCUCAAACACAGCGUGGAAUUCAAAGAGGGCAUCGUGAAAUCCUCCAAGAAUGAUGCUGGCAAAUCAAAGGAAAGAAACACCAGGCACAGUUCAAUGGAAAAACAACGGAGAAGAGAUCUGAAAAAUGGGUUCAAAGAUCUUAUUGAAGUUAUCUUUGGUCAGGAUGAAUCUGGUCAAAAGAAACCUUUGUGUGUGGAAACCAUUCAGGGUGCUUCUAAAAUCAAAGUUCUUCACAUGGCGUUGAACAUGAUUAAGCAGAGUGAGGAGAAAUGUACUGUGUGUCUCGGUACAAAAGAGAGUCUCAAGGUUCAGAACGAGGUACUCCAGUUACGCCUUGACCAGUCACGACGUGAUUUGAUUACUUCUGGUAUGGCUGCAGGAAAGAUACAGGAUAUUUUGAGCAAGAUUUCUAAGACUUGCCAAUUCAUCUUUGCAAAAAGGGAAAUGUUGAUGAAAAAGAGAUUGGAUACCCAGAAAGUAUCUCAGGAUUCCAGUACAAAGUCUGAUACCAAAGCUGAGGAGAAAUUGGAUCUUAAGCCUUCAGUAAAAUCUAAAAAGCCUAACCCUAAAUCUAAGACAAAACCACUACAGUCUCAAAAACAUUUAAAGACACAGAGUGUAACCCCGAUUCUACCUAAGGGUGUUCCAUAUACAGCAGUACCUGUGCAACUUGUGUCCACAGCUCAGGUGCUACAGAUGGCACAAAUCAACCAGCGCGCCCAGCCAGAGAUCUAUAUUGACAAUGCAGAAGAGCGGGGUACUCCCAUCAAACAGGAGCGCCUUAGUGAGGAUGAAUAUGGACAAGAAUUGCCCCUCCAAAUUGCAAACAGCUGGUCCCAGCAGGAAGGUAGGCAAGGGGUUAGCAAUAGUGUCGGUACCAAGCCCAAGGUAAGCAACAAUUCAGCCAGUGAAUGUGGCAAGGAGAAAGUGGAUGAGGAGGAGUUGGAGCGUAUGAAUACACAGUCACCAGUAUUUUCAGAUGUUGACAUUUCUGAAAAUUAUUUUGUCCAGCAAGAUCAGGAUGAUGAAGUUGAUAACAUGGACGUUGGGAUAGAAGAUCCUCUUGCCUCUUCACACACUUCCAGUGAUAUGGAAUACAAAGUGAUUGAUACCUCAAGUCAUUCUGAGGUCAUGGUAGGGUAUAUACCCGACGACAGUUUGGAUCUACCUAGUCAGGAUGGGGUCAAACUUCUGGAGGAUGCAGAAAAACCCCGAAACAACAGUGACUUACCCUCUGAGGGUGUUAGCUGAGGUUAAAUCACAAUGAACAGAUAAAUCAAAUGUUCAUCGAAAGAGGAGAACAUUUCUUCUGUUAUGAAAUAUAUAUAUCACAGGAUGGUGCUAGCUGAGUUUUGUAUUUAGCAAAACAGGAAAAAAUUUCAGCAGGAUUUUAAAAAUGCCUUCACAUGUUGGGUGUCUGUUGAGCUACGGUGUGAAUUGUAAUCGGUGUUUGUAAUAUUCAAAUUGUAAAUGAACUUCAAAUGAACUGCCUUAUGUUGGUGUACAGAGGAUGUCCUCAUGACUGACUGUCACAAGCGAUGUUGUGUUUGAGGUGAUCCUGACUGUCACAACAAACAAUGUUGUGUUUGAGGUGAUCCUGUAACAAAGGGAGACAACUACAAGCCUCAAUCCAUACACAAGGCAGCAGUGUGGCCAUAGAAAGGACACUUUUUAGUGCUUGUGGAUCAGACAUUACCUGUAGGUGGUUAUCUUGAACAUAUACAUGUUUGAGAUGGGGCCAGAUGUGUUGUACAGGUAUCAGAAUUUAUAUACCAACCGUCUCAUUACUGUGUGAUUCCGCAGUGAGAUAUCUAGAUUAGCUUCCACGUCAAGACACUUAAACAGGUCUAAAUAUAGGCCUUUUGAUAGUUUAAUAUCAAAAGUUAAUAAUUUAUUGACUAAGGAUACAUAAGAAAUCCAGACAUUAGAAUUCUUAUUAUAUUUGUGACAUUGGGUAUGCAUUAUUUUGUGUAGAUGAUAAUUACAAAUUGCUAUACACGGAUUACAGUGUAAAUAUGAUGUAGUCCAGACAUACACAAUUGAAUUGUUUAAGUGGAAUUGAAUACAUCUACCAUAUAGAGAUAUGAUUGUACAUAAUUCAGUUUGUAUAUUCUCAGAUCACAUGUAGUGCUCUUUGUAGAAAAUGGAUCUUGAUGUAUAGUAAUUAUUCCUCAAUAAUAAUAGAUUUGGGAGUUUCAUGCAUGUACAUGUGUUGACUAGUACAGACUUCCCUCUAAUUGAGGUGUCGCUUGGAAACAACAAUACAUGUUAUAGAACCCCUUGGAUAAGUUUGUGGUAAUAAUUUGCUACAGAGAAUGUAAUAAUGUUAUUAAGCAUAAAUUCUCGAGAUUUCAUCGCUUCACUUUCCAAGUUCAACCACCCAAGUUUUGUUUAUCACCGUCCAUUUAUUACAUUGCAUGUCUCCCUAUCCAGAGAGGCUUCAGUUUAGUAUAGGGUAAGAAUUGUCCAUUUACUCGUAAACAAUUUUACGAUGCUAUUGCUUAACUGCUAAUAUGUAUGUCUUAAACUCUGGCAUACUUGAUAUUAAGAAGGUAUGUGUAUUGUACAUAAACUAAUUUUCUGUAAUUAUUGUACAUAGAUAGGAUACAGUGAGACAAUGGUCCUGAAGGGUCGUUGCACUCUGUGUGGCAAGGUCAAGAUUUGUAUAUGAUGGCAGUAUGUGUUCAUGGCAGAUGACGUCAGCUUGUAUGCCAGUUCCAGGUGGUCUGAAAGAGAAAAUGUGUAUUAUUAGCAUUUGUUUGUGAAUUACCUGUUUGUACGGAUUAAUGAAUUUAAAUGGGUUGAGGAUAAGAUGCAUGUGUACAUGAUUGACAGGUGUACAUUUAUAUUGAGGAUGUAUUACAUGGAUACAGGUGUUGCCAUGUACGUUAGUGUGUAACGAGGAUAAAUCCAUGUGAAAAAACAGAUAAAACUAGAGAGUGAGGAAUGUAGGAGGAGAAUUUGUAAUCCACUUUGUGUGUUCACGACCUUAGAAUGAAAUCCUGUUAUAUGUGUGUGUGUGAGCCAGAAAAGUUCACAGAAUGUUUGAGCUGUUUUUAUGUGAUACUGAACUAGAUUUCAUGAACAUUGCUAGGAUGAGUGAAUCAAGACUGUGUAGUCUCGUCAGUGUUUUUCAUUAUAUAAUUAUAAUUCUACCACAAUACCCUGUGUUAUUCCACUCUCAAGCCAUUGUAUAAAUGUGCCGACUGUUGGAUAAAUAUAUGUUAUAUACCACUAGUGGUAUAUGACCUUAUGGUCUUUUGAUUGGUCAAGAAUUCAAACUUUGACCCAUGCUGCAAUUGUUAUUGACGUCAUCAAUAAUCGAACGACGUCACAUCACCGGGUCCCGGACGUCACCGGUACACUUUAUUUGCAUAUGCCAAAUUGUACUUGGCCACGGUAACGUUUCUCUUUGAUUCAAGCCGAUAUUAUUGUGGUAGAAACAGGUCACACGACUUGUGAUUGUUUUUUGGAUAUGGAAUUUAUUUCACACUCGUAAGUUAUUUUUCAAAAGUUGCAAAAGACACUCGCUUAAGCUAGUGUCUUUUGUAACUUUUAAAAAUAACUUACUCGGGUGAAAUAAAUUCCAUAUCCAACAAUCACUCGUUGUGUAACCUCUAUUUAUUGCAUACUAGAAAUGGAUUAUUGUGACUUUAAAUAUAAAAUUCAUUGAAAUACAGGUUUCUGGAAAAUAUGAAAAUUCAUAAAUGCAUACAUGUACUUAAAAUUAAUUGCUGUAAAUUUACGGAAAUAGGAAAGUACGUAGAACCUCUAUUUGACCUUUAAUCUGAAACUAUAAGUUUUAUUGAAAUACAAGUUUCUGGGGCUCACCUGCAAUUUGAACUCUCGUCUGGAUGUAUCAGAAUUUCGUAACAUAUAUUGACCUAUGUUUCAUAUGUGGACUUGGACUUCAUUUAUUUGAUAUUAAAUUAUACAGGAUGUCCAUGAAGAUUAUUUGAUAUUAAAUUAUACGGAGUGUCCAUGAAGAUUCUGCUUUGAAUGAAAUCUAGUCAGGUUCUCAAUCAAAAAUAGGUUUAUUCUUAUUUUAGAAAUUUAAGUUGAUCUCAGUCCUUAAAACCUAAGCCUUAGAAGUUGUGUACAUCUUGUUAAUGUUCUACCUGAGGUAAGGGUGAAUUAUAGCCAUGCUUUCAUUUCAUUGAUCUGUUAAUGAUAACAUUUUGUAUAUCAGUAUGGAGUGCAUGAAUCUAAUUAUCUCGUAAUUAAAGACUUGACAUUUUGUUUUGAUGUCUGAAACACAUAAAGCUUUGUAUUCUGUAUAAUGAGAAAUAUCUUAUUUUAUCUUCCAUCCUAGGUCACUCAUUGCAAGGACAAAUUCUUCACAAGUGCUGUACAGAUCUAGAGUGAUCUGUAUAUUCUACAGUAUAAAGAUAUAUCAUCACUGGCUUAAUUUUCCCAGAGACUGAAGGGCAAUUACUUAUAACUCAUUGGGUAUAAAUUGUUCUGGUAUACAGCUGGAAGUACUUUGACCACCAGUAUAUAUAGUACAAUGCAUGGGAGUUUUUAUUGAGUAUGGUGGAGGGGCAAUCAUGUUUAAGUAUGAGAGUAUGAUUGCCCCCACCCCCCAAUACCCAGUAGGUUCCUCCCAGACAUCGUUCUUUAUAUCUGUGCUUUGACAGGGUUAAUCAUCUGUAUUACAGAAUGCCAAUGCAGCAUGUCACAGGGACUUAAAUUUGUAAUUAACUUGUGAGAAUUAAAUACUUCUGCAUGUAGUAUAACUAAUGACAGUUCACAAGCCCCUGUGAUCAAUAUUAGGUUGAUUUGAAGUCGAUUUGACUUCCUUGACCUAUGCCUUACGAUUCCUUCAGGAACAAAGGGCCACAACAAAACUCCAACAGGGCCACUACUCUGGGAAAUCAGAAGUCAGUUUAAUAGUAGUCAAUAUAUAUAAUUGUAUGUAUCUGUUACAGUAAUUCCACAGGGGUGUAUUUCAGAUUAUAAUUUAGUUGAUCAUGAAGACAUUAAAAACAGAUGAAAUUGAUGUAAUAUACAUAUCUUUAUCAAAUACAUCAAUUUGAGAGAAAACAUACAAAAUCUUCAGCAGAGGUAACCAGGGCAGAUAGUCAAGGGCAGAUAACUAGUGAAGGCUUAACUGGAUUUUUUUGUCGAAACUUUAAAAAAAAAUUCUCAAUUCUACACCAACUUAUAAUGCUUUUAUUAGUACUGUUCCACCAUGGGUCGCUGUAUUAAUCCAUAACAUCACUAGUUCUAGUUUCAGCUUCACCAACAUUCCUCAGAAUUUUCAUUUUUUUUUUUUUUUUUUUGCAUUUUAAGGCAUUGCAUGAUUUAUUAAAGCGACUACCAUGUAUGUUUAGUAAUUCAAAGAAAAAAUAUGACCAGUCUUUCUCUACUGUCGGGUGGAGCGGUUGAGUAAUAUUUGUGACAAUUGGACAAGGAGGUACAUGUGAACCUGAUCAUUUUGAUGUUAAGUCUUUUUGUUUUAAUCUUGUUCAGUUCUAAUCAGUACUUUCGAUAUUUUAUGCACAUUAUAUGUAUGUCAAGCUAAGAUUGAAAUAAAUCUGCCAUUCUACUUCAA